UCCCCAGUGAUCCCAGGCCUCCAUUCUGACUCUUCCCGCAAGAGAGAUGGCACCAGCCAGAGCGACAUUCUGCCCUCUGCUGCUGCUCCUGCUGCUGGGGCUGUGGGUGGCUAAGGUCCCAGUCAGCGCCAAACCCAAACAUAUGACCUCAGCUCAAUGGUUUGACACCCAGCACGUGCAGCCCAACCCCCAGGAAUGCAAAAGAGCAAUGGGCAACAUCAACAAGUACACAAAACACUGCAAGAGCCUCAACACCUUCCUGCAUGAAUCCUUCUCCAGUGUGGCUGCCACCUGCCAGACCCCUACCACAGCCUGCAAGAAUGGACAUAAAAAUUGCCACCAGAGCAAAGGGCCUGUGUCUUUGACCAACUGUGAGCUCACCUCAGGGAAGUACCCAGACUGCAGGUACAAAGAGAAGAAACUGCAUGCUUCUUACAUUAUAGCCUGUGACCCUCCCCAGCAAGGGGACUCUGAAAAAUUCCACCUGGUUCCUGUGCACUUGGAUAAAGUCUUCUAGGUUUCCAGCCUUCUUCACUCUUGGCCUGGGGUUUAAUUUCCUCUCCAGACCUCUGCGUGCUCCUCCUCCCAUGCCCAGAAGGUUCUCUUCCCUUCAUUUCUUGGAGCCCUUCCUAGCUCAGGUGUUUU
Messenger RNA from Phyllostomus discolor (pale spear-nosed bat), 645 nucleotides. Its product is annotated as ribonuclease 7-like. The transcript has a single exon. Lineage: Eukaryota; Metazoa; Chordata; Mammalia; Chiroptera; Phyllostomidae. Gene Ontology annotation, biological process: defense response to Gram-positive bacterium; defense response to Gram-negative bacterium; innate immune response. Bases 47 to 517 code for a protein of 156 amino acids. Gene Ontology annotation, molecular function: RNA nuclease activity; nucleic acid binding. The record is from RefSeq and is a predicted model, not a curated record.